Messenger RNA from Pocillopora verrucosa, 1134 nucleotides. NCBI's taxonomy places the organism in Eukaryota, Metazoa, Cnidaria, Anthozoa, Scleractinia, Pocilloporidae. The record is from RefSeq and is a predicted model, not a curated record.
AUGGGACUCGGCGUCCAACUGAGACUUGGAAAAUGUUUGUAUUUCCUGGUCUGCCUUUGUGGUUGUCUUCAUACUUCGCAAGGUCUCAAUCGAGAUUCCUCAGAAGACGUGUUGUUGAUGAUGAUGGUAGAAGAAACAUUUUCUUACUUGAAUAUCAAGAAGAUCAUUUCAGCUCAAGUUGAAGACGGUGACGAAUGUGGAUUUGCCUGUGCAGCCAACCCAAAGUGUUUUUCGUGCAACUUGGAGGCUAGUAUUUCCGUGACCGGAACACGCCGAUGUGAGCUGCUUCCAUCAGACAAGUACAACAAUUCGGACAAAUUCUCCAAAAACGAUAAUAAAUUUCAUCAUUACAGUAUUUGUUCUCCAUGCGCCAAGGGACCUUGCCAAAAUGGUGGGACAUGUGUGGCACAGUACUAUACCAAAAGUUAUAUAUGUGUUUGCGCCAUCGGAUUUACGGGAAAAGAGUGCAAAACAAACAUCAACGACUGCAAGGAUGAUCCAUGUCUGCGUAAUGGAACCUGCAUUGAUCGACUCAAUAGUUUCGACUGCGGUUGUCCGUCUGGAUUCGAUGGUCCUCGAUGUGAAAAUGUAUCAGGUAUUUCUAUCAAUUCUACAAUUUUGUCAAAUAUCGGGGGCUUUCUCGGCAAGCUUUCACAUUUCCUAGCACCUGCUGUGGGAAAGUCUUCACGGUGGCUGCUGUGCCACCGCGCCUCCAAGCACGGCUGGGCUGUAAGCACCUUCCACAUCAAUUGCGACCAUAGACCAAACACUGUGACCAUCAUCAAAAAUGGCCAGUACGUGUUUGGAGGAUACACAGAUAUUCCUUGGGAUUCUUCUGGUUCUUAUGGCAACACUCGUCGUGCGUUCAUAUUUUCUCUACGGAAUAAAGAACUGCAUCCAUUCAAGAGCAUGGUCAAAACGGGAAAAAAUGCAAUUUACAAGGAUUCGACGCAUGGUCCAACAUUUGGAUCUGGCAGGGACAUUUACAUUGCGGAUAAUGCUAACAGCAACAAUAAUUCAUUCACGCUGCCUAGCGACUUCGAGACACCAAAAGGAGCAAAUGAGCCAACCACAAUCUUGGCUGGUACACAACACUUCUCACCUGAUGACUGGGAGGUGUUUUAUCUUGGUUAA